Carassius gibelio (silver crucian carp) is the source of this 1842-nucleotide messenger RNA. RefSeq names its product ras-related protein Rab-37. NCBI's taxonomy places the organism in Eukaryota, Metazoa, Chordata, Actinopteri, Cypriniformes, Cyprinidae. The record is from RefSeq and is a predicted model, not a curated record. Bases 355 to 1047 code for a protein of 230 amino acids. Gene Ontology annotation, molecular function: GTP binding; GTPase activity. The transcript has 9 exons.
UCAAUCAGUGUGUGAUCAGAUGUGAUCUGGCACCUGUGUGUGAAACACCCCCCGGAGCCUGUUGCUCAUGUGUGUUGUGGAGCGAUCCGCUUCUUUGCUGUGUGUGACUAUGCGCGCGACUGCACGAUAACGAUCAUGUUUCGCGGCUUUGCGCGGUACUGAUGAUGAAAAGGACGCUUUUUGGAUAGAUACAUUUGUGUGGGUGUGUGUGUUUCUUCAUGUCCACUGGUCUGUCCUCAUCCUCCUCCAGCAUCUGAUGAAGUUUGGGCUCGUUUUAGAUGCACUAUGUGAUGCAUCUGUGAUAUAGUCUCGAGAAGAACACGGAAAGCAAGGUCCUCGUUAUUCGUUUCCGCGAUGUCAAUGAGAAAAGCCACAUUGUCGGAGAAUGAGGUUAAAAACGGAACAUCGAGGAAUGUGCUGGAGCGAUGCGCCUCGGUCAAUGAGUAUUUUGAUAUCGCUUUUAAGGUGAUGUUGCUGGGAGACUCGGCAGUGGGGAAGACCUGCAUCCUGGUGCGCUUUAAAGAUGGUGCCUUUCUGGGAGGCAACUUCAUUGCCACAGUGGGGAUAGACUUUAGGAAUAAGGUGGUGACUGUGGAUAACAUGAAAGUCAAACUCCAGAUGUGGGACACGGCCGGUCAGGAGAGGUUUCGCAGUGUUACUCACGCUUACUACAGAGAUGCUCAGGCUCUACUGCUGCUGUAUGACAUCACCAGGAAGUCCUCCUUCGACAACAUCAGAGCCUGGCUGACUGAAAUCUAUGAGUAUGCACAGAAGGAUGUGGUCAUCAUGUUGCUUGGCAACAAGUCAGAUAUGGCUGCCGAGAGGGUGAUCACACACGAAGAAGGGGAGAAGCUGGCUAAGGAAUAUGGAGUCCCUUUCAUGGAGACAAGUGCCAAGACCGGCGUCAAUGUGGAGCUCGCUUUCCAAGCCAUAGCAAGAGAACUGAAGCACAGAAACAUCCAGCAGCCCCACGAGCCCAAGUUCAAGAUCCACGAUUACAUCGAGUCCCAGAAGCAGAAGUCCAGCUGCUGCGGCAGCGUCAUGUGACCAGCUCCAGACGACAGAUAUUCAUGCACCAAGACGUGUGUGAAGGAGACGUGCUUUGUUUUGAUGUGUCUGAUCCCGAGACCCCUGUUCGCUUUAUAGUCAGGAAUAUACAGCCAAAUACUGCUGAGAUGCAUCAGAGUAAUAGGUUAUAAACUGUAUUAAUCCAGGUGUGUACAGUACCCAGGUGUGUCUGAUUAUUACAGGUACGUUGUUUGUGUAACAUGGUUCCCGGGUUUCUUCUCUGAUGGUUAUAGCUUCUAUCUACACACAGCAGAAAAUAUAUUAGUGUUGUAUUACAUUUUAUGCCACGCAAAUGUGCACAAACUGUGUCGUGUUUUUUUUUACAUGUAUAAGAUUCUUGUAUAUUUGAGUGUCUUGCAGAGUCAGAAGAUCAGCUUAUGUUUACAAUCAGUUUAUAUUGAUGACUUAAAAUCAAUCAUAGCACAGCUUGACCGAGUCAGGCCUGAUUAUGACAUAAAAUCGGUUUCUUUUUGCUCGGCGUACAAGCAUGUCACACUCACACACUCACUGUAUGACUUAGAGAUCGAUGUGAAAUGUGAAUCUGAGUUGUAUCGUACAAUAUUUCGAUUUGUCUCAUCUGUACGCUUUACAUUUUUCGUAGUGAUCACAAAGUGCCAUGAGAAAGUCCAAUGUGACCACAUACGUGUUUUGUGAGAGGGUUUUGUGUGUACUUCUGGUGUUUUACAUGGUUUAGUUCAUAUUUAAAGCCACAGGGGGCAGUAUUACACAUUGAGAAUUACUCAUCAAUAAUAAAGAGCUUAAUGAUUGAAUUGC